ACCCUUCUCCUCCCCGUUCGUCCCCUCCCGGUUUUCGGCUCAUUCACGACCCCAGACGCGGGGAUCUGGGCGCCGUCAAACCGCCCGAACUUUGAUGCGCGGCGAUGGAGGCCACGCCACGCUCGAGGCCGACUCGCCACUUCACCUUGGCGGGUUGAGCGGCAUACACCCAUGGCACGGCCCUACCCCACUCGGCGACACGACACGGCAAGUCGACAGCGUCGCGGACACGUGCCGCAUACUGGGCCUGAAUUUUGGGAUGUGCUCCACCGGGGGUGGAAGCGCGCCGACGACACGCUGCUUUACGAGCAGCUCAAAGCCUGCCGAAUGGAGAUAGGACGUGAUCUCGGAGAGGUCGACUUUUCCUGCCUGUCUCCCUCCCUCCUCGCCGGGUCUCGGCCCUGUCACGC
Messenger RNA from Schizophyllum commune H4-8, 410 nucleotides. RefSeq lists its product as uncharacterized. NCBI's taxonomy places the organism in Eukaryota, Fungi, Basidiomycota, Agaricomycetes, Agaricales, Schizophyllaceae. The transcript has a single exon. The coding region runs from base 95 to 337 and encodes 80 amino acids. The record is from RefSeq and is a predicted model, not a curated record.